AUGGUAACUCUCCCUGAAAAAUUUGAAGCCAAGAUUUCUUCUCUUGAAGAUACUUGGAACAUGUCACAAAUAUCAUUGAAUGUGCUUUUAAAUGCUCUACAAGCUGUAGAACAAAGAAAAGCCUACAGGGAAGAAGAAACCUUGGGAGAGAAGGCUCUUAAUCAACAAACACAAGCCCAUCAUGCACAAAUCACCGAAAAUUCUGAAAAGUAUGAAGAACAACUAUUUACUGCAAAUGAAAUCGAAAAAUGUGAUGUCUCAAUUGAAGCUAAAGGAGCAUGGCUAGUUGAUAGUGGCUGCACUAACCACAUGAAACCAAAUUUGGAGAAUUUCGAUAGCUUGGAUGCAAACUAUUCUUCAAAAGUCAGACUUGGAGAUGGUAGGCUUGUUGAUGUCAAAGGCAAAGGAGAUGUGAUUGUACAAACUCCUUCAGGUACAAAGCACCUCCUUCAGGUACAAAGCGAGUUUCCGAUGAGUGUCAAAAAAUUCGAUGAGAAAGGUGAAUGGAAUUGGAGUAAAAUGGAACCAGAAAAUUCUAAAUCAGUUCUUGAACAAGAUCAUUUCCAGCAAGAGCAAGAACUUCCGGUUGAUAAUGAAGAAGAAUCAAAUGAAGAUGAUUAUGCAAUUAGAGGGACCAGAUCCCUAGAGAAAAUUUACAGCAGAUGUAAUGUUGUCUCACUUGAACCAACUCAGGUGGAUGAAUCCUUAAAAUUGCCUAAGUGGAGAGCUGUCAUGGAGGAGUAG
Jatropha curcas is the source of this 744-nucleotide messenger RNA. The record is from RefSeq and is a predicted model, not a curated record. NCBI's taxonomy places the organism in Eukaryota, Viridiplantae, Streptophyta, Magnoliopsida, Malpighiales, Euphorbiaceae.